Molecule: messenger RNA, 1653 nt
Organism: Gigantopelta aegis
Lineage: Eukaryota; Metazoa; Mollusca; Gastropoda; Neomphalida; Peltospiridae
Product: protein usf-like
Exons: 2
Coding region: 155-853 (232 amino acids)
Molecular function (GO): hydrolase activity
Source: RefSeq, a predicted model, not a curated record
AGAAGCGCGCGGUCACGACUUCCGGGUUUGUUAGUCCAACUAGCUAUGACUCGUUGUAUUUUAUACCAUGUCCGGGUAGUGUGCAUAUAACUAGAACAAACGCGGAAUACGUCACAAUCUUUGUAUUCGCUGUACAGAACAAAUCUCCAUCACAAUGCCAUCAUUCGCAAAACUCACUGAUCCCGUCAGCAUUCCAUCGAAGCAUCCAAAAGGACCUGUUCCAGCGGUUCAGUUCGGUAAACCAGGGGUGGACUCUAAAGUUGGCAUCAUUGUCCUUCAGGAAUGGUGGGGAAUAAACGAUCAGAUUUUGGAGGAGGCACAGACGAUAGCGAAGAUGGGCAACUUCAUCACGAUUGUUCCCGAUCUUUACCGCGGCGAGAAAGCGGUCGACAAUGAACACGCAGGACACCUGAUGGACGGCCUUGAUUGGCCCGGAGCAAUCGAAGACAUCCGUGGCUGCACCAAAUACCUCAAAGAGAAAGGCUGCACGAAAGUGGGCGUCACCGGCUUCUGCAUGGGUGGGGCACUGGCCAUGGCGUCGGCGGCAAUGAUCACAGAGGUCGAUGCCUCGGUGCCUUUUUACGGGAUUCCCGGAGACGGUUUGUGUGACAUUUCGAAAAUACAGGUUCCAUUACAGUGCCACUUUGGGUGCAAGGACGCGAUGAAUGGGUUCACGGGGCCCGAGGACCAGGUCAAGAUGAAGGAGAAGCUGGACAAGGGAAAAGUUCGAUACGAGUUUCACUCCUACGAAGCUGGACACGCGUUCACGCACAAAGGCGGGCCGAACUUCAACCAGGAGGCCACAGACCAGUCUCUACGGCGCAUGUGCGAAUUCUUCAAAAAACAUCUUUAACAAUUGACGGGUUAUUGUUUUUGAGGAUGCAAUUCCUGAACUGUUGUCAUCGUAGGUUGGCUACAAAUAAACAUUUGAUUUGCGGACGAAAAUACAGGAAACAAUCCGAUUUGUGUCAUUUACUUACUUACUUUAUAAGUAGCCUAUUUGACAUGCCUAUAUCCAAUUAAGGUUCAAGUACGCUGUCCUGGGCACACAGUCCAGCAACCUCUCCAAGAUUUGUGUUUUCAACAACUGUUAGUUUCGCUUCUGAAUGUUUCAAAUGUUUGUUUUUUUGGAACUUUCUACUACAUUGUCAACCACAAAAAUAUAAAUGGAAAAAUAUAUUUUUGAUAUUUCACCAAUAUUUGUCAUUGAUGAAUUCUAAAAAUGGCUAAGAACUAUGUGGUAAUUUAUUUUACUGGUAUUAUCAGGCAUUUGACUUGGCUGUAAGUUGUAACGUAGAUGUAAUACGACCAGUUGUGGACUGUUUUACCUGUAUCAAGGUAGCUUUCUUCAAUAACUUCACGUUAUAGGGAAAUAAUAAAAGAUUUUGUUAAUAAUUUUGAAAGUGUACCGACGUGCAGCCUACUUCAAUAUUUUUCAUAAUAAAUAAAUAUACACGUAUGUACUUUUAUUUAGUGUAUACUUUAUUAUGCAGUGUACACUGGAGGCUGAAAACCAGUGCUAAUAACAUUUGAUAAACCUCUUAAAUGUCAUGUCAUAUUAUUGAGAGUUACUUAGAACUAAGGUGUUGUUAUGGUUUAUUUAUUUCAUACCCAUUUCAUCUUACUACAGUAAUAAAGAUCAUUCUUACAGUG